Ectocarpus siliculosus is the source of this 3327-nucleotide messenger RNA. NCBI's taxonomy places the organism in Eukaryota, Phaeophyceae, Ectocarpales, Ectocarpaceae. The record is from the annotation of a GenBank genome assembly.
GCGGUAACACAUGGGGAUCCUCCGCGGCAGGAGCAUCAUGAAAAAAAAGAACAUGAUGUCAUCGAAGCCGCAGCCGGAGCAGCAGGCGCCUGGCGACUCUGCACCCCCCAACUCUCCUGUCAACAACCCGGGCCUGGUCAUCGACGGAGGCGGCGCCGAAGAGGAUUUCGACGACAAGACGGGCGGCAGCAAGAGCCGCCGGCAAUCGAGCCGGGAGCGACAGCGACGGCCUCAUCGCGGCUUAUCGAGGGGCGUGAGCGCAGCGAUGCUCAAGCAGGGGACGGAUGAGCCCGAUCCAGGCAUGUUCGAUCGCGGCCCUCAAACCCCGGAUUUCCAGCAGGGCUUUUCGCAGGAUCAACCGCAGGCGGCGGGCGAGGUCGCGGUUCCCUCGGGGGCCCCGCGGAUUCAUGAGUGGCACGUCGAGCGCAAGGAAGCGGUGGCCGAGGCGUGCGACUCCCUCGGCAUCGGUAGCGGCAAGAGCGAGUUCUUCGAGAUGCCGCGGGUGGUCGGGAUGUCCGGGCCCGGCGGCUCCGGCAAGUCCACGUUGGCCUCGAUGGUCAUCGCGCGACAGGACGUCCGCGAGUACUUCUACAAGGGCGUCCUGUGGCUCCCGGUAGGAGAGGGGGCCAAGCACUGCCUGCCCGAGCUGAUGCUUCACCUCGCCCGGAUGGUGUACGAGACGGUGCUGCGGAAGGCCUGCCGCCCGCCCCGGUUAGCCGGGGUCGGCGUGGACCCGGAGGACGGCGCCGGCUACAUCCACGAGGUCGUGAACGAGAGCAACCACCGGUUUCUCGUCGUGGCCGACGACGUCCGCGAGCCCGAGGUGCUUGAGGAGCUCAAGUGGGCCGGCGUCUGGGUGCUCUACACCUCCCGCCGAGACGACCUGCUGACGGGGGCCCCGCUGCUGAGACUGGACGCGGUCACGAAGGAGGAGGGCGGUAUGGUGCUGAGACGGGCGGCGGGCCUAGGCGACGACGCGGCCCUCCCGCCAGCGGCACACGAGCUCAUGCAGCGCUGCGAGUACGGCGCGAUGCAGCUGGCCUUCGCCGGUAGGUGGGGCGUGGUCCGCGGCAGGAGCGACGAGGAGGCCUGGCGGGCGGCGCUGGGACACAUCGCGGAGGCCCAGAAACGGGGCGGGAACGGUCGGUUGCUGGCCUGGCGCGAUGCCAUGCUGCGCAUCGGCCCGGACGAGCUCGAGGCCGACUCCCUGCACACGAAAGAGCUUUACCUGUCCCUGGCGAUACUGCCCAAGGGACUGGCCUUUCGGUCCAAGGUGGCCGCGGUGUUGCUCUACGGCGACGAGUGCUCGGCGGACGAGCUGGAGGCCGCGGGGAAGGCGCUGGAGACGCUCGAGCGCUUGUCGAUCCUCACGCUGGAGGUAGGCGGGAAGUUCCGCGUCCACGAGGUCCACGCGGACUUCGUCCGCGAGUGCGAGGUGACCAACAAGGACGAGCGCGAGAUGGCGCUGGCGCGGUGGCGAGGGUACGCCUCCGACCUGAGGGCCCUCAGCACGUACUCGAGCGUGUGGCUGGUCAAGAUCUGGGACAUGAUCGCGCAGGUGGAAGGGACGGGGCCCGUGGCCAGCCCGUACGACGCGGCGUUGAACAGGGUAGACCCGUCGAGCCCCAAGCUGCCCAAGGCCCUGAAACGAGCGGCCCGUUUCCACUGGCGGCGGGAGGACAGGCUGGAGGCCUACACCAAGCAGUACCAGCUGAGGCUGAUCGAGGAGACCGCGACGGGGGGGCCCAGCAGUCUGGCGGUCGCGAAAACCCUUCACAUCCUCGGCAUGUGCGUCUACAAGGCGGGCCGCAAGGAGGAAGCCGAAGACAACUACCAGAGAGCGCUGGCGAUUUUCAGGGAGAGGCUUGGCCCCGACCACCUGGAGGUGGCGCACACCAUGUACGAGCUCGGGCGCUGCUUCUACACGGCCGGGCGCACGAAGGAGGCAGAGAAGUACCUCCGGCGGGCCCUGGCCAUCGAGGAGGAGAAGCUAGGCCUUCACCAUCUGGACGUGGCGAGCACCCGGUACCAUCUCGGCGUGUGCCUCUACAGGGCCGGGAAGAUGGAGAUGGCCAAGGAGACUCUGCGACCGGCGCUGGCCAUCUGGGAGGGUCACCCCUCAGGCGACAGCCGCAACGUCGCCCACGCCCUGCACUCGCUCGGGCUGUGCGCCCUCAAGACGGGGCGGACGGAGGAGGCCGAGGGGCUGCUCAGGCAGUCUCUGGGCAUCCGGGAAGACCUGGACCCGAACCACGCCGACGUCGCGAGCACGCUGCACUACCUGGGGGCUUGCGCUUCCGAGGACCGGCGGACGGGAGACGCCGAGAAGCUGCUCCGCCGCGCGCUCGCCAUCAGGGAGGAGAAGCUCGCGCCCAACCACCCGGACGUGGGGCGCACCCUGCACCGCCUCGGCGUGUGCGUCCACGAGGAGGGCGGUCCGACGGAGGAAGCGGAGGAGCUGCUCCGGCGAGCGCUCUCUAUCAAGGAGGAGCAGCUGGGCACCCACCACCCCAGCGCGGCCAAGACGAGGAAAGCCUUGAACGUUUACGCGCCCCCCCCGAGCCUUGCUGAGAGGUUGACGGUGCCCCUGCUUGUUGCGGGUGGGCUGCUGGGCGCGACUCUGCUGCUGCGAAGUAGGCGAACUGGCCGGUCGUGAGACCUGCACUAACGUGUCUGUGCGUUCGGUGUUGAGUUUUGACUGACGCUUGCUUGCGCCAUUUGGGAACGAGUGCAGAGAGGUUCGCGAAGCCUGCUGGACGAAAACACGUUGUAUGUUGACACCCAUUACCUUGUUGUGCGUUGGGGUGGGCAACAGGAGGAUACAUAUAUUCCGUAGAACGUGCUUGACUGCUGUAUCCGAUGUUUGGAGAUAAUAAGCCAAUGAGUUCAUGUCUAACUGGGCGCUACAGUAUGAAAACUUGCGUUGUUGCAGGAGAUUUAGAUUUUGCACGGGCAUGUGUUGGGGAGUAUGAUAUUUAGGGAUAACCAAUGACAGAUGGAAAGAGACGGGGAGAGCAACAUGCAUGUCAUGUAUAGAGAGAGAGCAAGUAAGUCUGAUCUGAUGCUCUUCGUCAAAAAGUGUGUUAUGAGUAGGAAAUAGAACGGGAAGGUCCUCACGAAGAGGAAUCUUUCGUUUGGGAGCUUUUGAGUAGACAAAAAGAGCUACAGGGAAAAAGUGGGUUUAUUUUUGUGUUGGGAAGAAGUCCCCACGUCGACUUGAACUUUGAAGUGGGAAGCAUGUGAUAAUUUUAGUGAGAUCAGCAGGUGCAAAAUGAGUGAAUGAAUGAUGCAGCUGGUCCUUUGACGGACAGGUAGGCAGGGAGACAU